Elgaria multicarinata webbii is the source of this 1062-nucleotide messenger RNA. It is a transcript of the gene HOXB1, whose product is annotated as homeobox B1. Gene Ontology annotation, biological process: regulation of transcription by RNA polymerase II. The coding region runs from base 1 to 1062 and encodes 353 amino acids. The transcript has 2 exons. The record is from RefSeq and is a predicted model, not a curated record. NCBI's taxonomy places the organism in Eukaryota, Metazoa, Chordata, Lepidosauria, Squamata, Anguidae. Gene Ontology annotation, cellular component: nucleus. Gene Ontology annotation, molecular function: DNA-binding transcription factor activity, RNA polymerase II-specific; RNA polymerase II cis-regulatory region sequence-specific DNA binding.
AUGAACUUCUUCUUAGACUAUGCAAUUUGUAACCGUGGGCCCAGCGCCUACGCGCCCAAGGACUACCAGCAGCAUCUCGACCAGGGGACCACUUCCUUCCCAGCUUGCUCAGGUACCACCACUCCUUCCUGUGACAGCUAUCACUCAGACGGACGCUUCGGGGUGACGGGGGUGGGAGCUGCCGCUGCUGGGCCCAACGCCCACCACCAGCAGCAGCAGCAGAGCCCCAGCUACCCUCCUCCUCCUCUUCCUCCUCCUCUUCCUCCCAACCCUGCUGGCCUUGGCAUCUCCUUCACAGGGUCCUCUCAGCCAGGAGGGGGUGGCGGAUACUCAGCCCCCAGCUGCAGCCCCAGCUUCGUCAGCCAGCAAUUCUACCUCAACCCCCAGGAGACAGAUGGAGCCUACUUCCAGCCCUCGGCCUACCCCGCCAGCGUGGCGGUCGCAGCUGCUGCUUCAUCCCCUUCUUCUUCCAGCCUGGGAAAUUUAUCAGAGGGUUUCUGCGCCACCACGGGCCAUUUCCAGCCACAACCUCUCUAUGGGCCCGAACAGGGUGGCUACUUGCAAGGGGGCUUUGGCAACCUCUCGCCUCCCUUGCACGAGAACAAAGACCCGAGGGCUUGCGCAUCCUCACAGCCAUGUCCCAUGGCCGCUGCCACCGCCACCCAGACCUUUGACUGGAUGAAAGUGAAAAGGAACCCUCCAAAGACAGCGAAAGUGUCCGACUACGGCCUGGCCGUGCACCCCAGCACCAUCCGGACCAACUUCAGCACCAAGCAGCUGACGGAGCUGGAGAAGGAAUUCCACUUCAGCAAGUACCUCACCCGAGCCCGGCGGGUGGAGAUCGCGGCCACCUUGGAGCUCAACGAGACCCAGGUGAAGAUCUGGUUCCAGAACAGGAGGAUGAAGCAGAAGAAGCGGGAGAAGGAAGGGCUGGCCGCGCCCGCCGCCGCCGCCGCCGCCGCCGCGCUCAGCACCUCGGCCAAGGAAAGCAACGAGGCCGCCUCGGACCGAUCGAGCGGCCCCUCCACGCCCGACGCUUCGCCCAGCUCCGUGUCCUCUUGA